This is a messenger RNA of Mizuhopecten yessoensis (Yesso scallop), 3075 nucleotides long. RefSeq names its product matrix metalloproteinase-19-like. Gene Ontology annotation, molecular function: metalloendopeptidase activity; zinc ion binding. NCBI's taxonomy places the organism in Eukaryota, Metazoa, Mollusca, Bivalvia, Pectinida, Pectinidae. The record is from RefSeq and is a predicted model, not a curated record. Gene Ontology annotation, biological process: collagen catabolic process; extracellular matrix organization; proteolysis. Bases 151 to 1809 code for a protein of 552 amino acids. Gene Ontology annotation, cellular component: extracellular matrix. The transcript is spliced from 11 exons.
UCAUUUAACACACUGGACUGAUAGCGUUAGCAAUCAAAGCAGUGUUUGUAAACUGGACAAGAUUUUAAAGUUAAUUAGAGUUUUGACUGGAGAGCUUAAACUAAUUGAUUACAUUUGUUUUUAAUUUAAAUUUUAUUCAUUUUAUUAAUUAUGAAGACCAUUCGUUUCGCUGUUGUCGUAUGUAUCAUCCUAGCUGUUUGUGGGAUACACUCAACGGGUGCCAAAUCGACAGGGGACAUAACUCGUAGAGAAAAACGUCAAGCCGUGGAUAUUGAUGGCUACUUGGAAAAGUUCGGAUACCUGGCCAAAAUUGAUGACUCGUCACGUGGUCCGGUCAGUCAUGACGAGGCUAGUCGGAUUGAAGCCAUUAGGAACUUCCAGAUUUUCAACGGUCUGCAGGUGACUGGUAACAUCGACGACCAAACCAUACUGAAAAUGAGGCAGCCUCGUUGUGGAGUUUCUGAUAACUCUGCACCCGGUGAACCUCAAAAUUUGGAACGCCCUCUGGAGUUUAACGCCCCCGGAAACAAGUGGAGAAAACAUUCUGUAACAUGGAACGUCAUCAAUCCUACUGGUCAACUUUCGGAGGGAAUCCAAAAACUCGCUAUCAGGAACGCCUUUGAAUACUGGUCCGACGUUUCCCCUCUACAGUUUCAAGAGACAAACGGGAAAUCAGACAUCGAGAUUAAAUUCGCAAACGGCUUCCAUGGUGACGGCCGUGGAAAUGCCUUUGACGGAAGAGGUGGUGUUUUGGCGCAUGCGUUCUUCCCCGGUAACGGUUACCUUGACGGGGACACUCAUUUUGACGAUGGGGAGCGAUGGGUGUAUCAUUCCAACAGUGGCACGGAACUUGAAACUGUCGCCGCUCACGAGUUCGGUCAUGCCCUUGGACUCGGCCAUUCUUCGAACCCCUCUGCCCUUAUGGCUCCUUACUACAGGGGAUACAUCCCUGGUCUAAGGCUUCAUAACGAUGACGUCCGAGGAGUCCAGUCAUUGUACGGAAGUCCUUCUAGACAACAGACAACACCAUCCCCACCACAAACAACAACAACAACACCACCAACAACAACAACAACAACAACACCAACAACAACAACACUAACAACAACAACAACAACAACUACACCAACACCCAGACCAACACCCAGACCCUCACCUACAACAGACGUCACCACGCCCACCACUGCUAUUAUACCGACGGGUGACGAGACCUUAUGUAAUCUUGCCUUCGACGCUAUUUCAUCUGGCCCAGAUGGCGCCACCUACGUGUUCCGGAACCAGUUAGUCUACAAAGUGACAGCUGGGGGUCUGGCUGCAGGAUUCCCCCGGUUUAUCCGAGAGGUGUAUCCCGGCUCGCCUAGAUACGUGAAGGCUGCCGUUUAUCUGAAGAGUACCGGCGAAACUUUCCUCUUUAACAACCACGGUAAGGUAUGGCGCUAUUUAGGGUUCACACUACAGAACGUUACACAGAUGGACAGGGACGAUUUCCGGUCAGCGAUCGCCAUCACUAACCCUCGCUAUGGAAACCAACAAGUCUACCUUUUCGGGACGAAUUACUUUUGGGGUUUCAACCGGCGUGCUAUGAACGUAGCUAGAAGGUCGGGAUACACCCUCCCCAUCUCCCAGUUCUGGAGGGCUUUUCCUCGUUACUCCACGGCAGGCAUUGAAUGGACGGACGGAUAUAUGUAUUUCUUCAAAAAGGGGAGCUACGUACGCGUGAGUCCAAAUACCCGAGGUAAAGUAAGCGGAUAUCCGGGAGAUAGCGCUGCUUCGUGGCUGAAAUCGUUGUGCAUAGAACCUCACCAAUAAGACUGUUUGCUUUCUAAGCAUGGAUAUUCAUUAAGAAUUAUGAGGAAAUCCACGUGAACUGUUGGCAAUGACCCACGUAUAUCCAAAUACGUAAUGAUAGACAAUACAUGUCAGUCAAAUGUACAUGAAAUACGACAAACAGACUUGUCAAAAACGUCCAUCCGGAUUUUGCGGCGUUAAGGUUCAAUAUACUAUAGACACCAGAGGAGGCAUGUAUAUACCCAACAUUGUAUGUAGGGUAUCGUCUAGUUUAAGGGAGUUGGUUUAAGGUCACCCGUGCACAGGGAUAUGAGCAUUCUUAGUUAAUAGAAGAUCCGUAGAUUUGAGGAUAGUAUUUCCCAUCAUUGAGGGCGAUCUCCAUCUUGAAGAAUGUCUUUUAUGCGAAUGCCUAGCUAUCAUACGAGCCUAAUUGUGGCGUAUCAUGAUACUGGCCAAAACAACAUGACAAACGCAUAUGUGAUGUAAACGUUUCGCUAAACAAUAGACAUACAACGUUAACUAUCUUAUUGGUCGGAGGGUUUUAACUCUUUGCCAGAAAAAAUGAUUACUGAGGUUACAUUACAAAUAUAAACACGUAUAACAGGACAUUCUCGCCGAACAAAAACAUGACUUGGUUGAUGAAACUACAUCGACGUGUCAUGGGUGUGUCACAACAACGCUCAUCUAUCGGCACGUAACCGUCUCACAACAAAUACACGUGCUGUAAAACAAAUACACGUCUUGUAAAACAAAAACACGAGCUGUAAAACAAAUACACAUAUUGUAAAACAAAUACACGAGCUGUAAAACAAAUACACGUCUUGUAAAACAAAUACACAUAUUGUAAGACAAAUGUACGUCUUGUAAAACAAAUAUACGUCUUGUAAGACAAAUACACGUCUUGUAAGACAAAUACACAUAUUGUAAGACAAUUAUACGUCUUGUAAAAUAAAUACACAUAUUGUAAGACAAAUACACGUCUUGAAAAAUACAUACACAUAUUGUAAGACAAAUAUACGUCUUGGAAAACAAAUACACGUCUUGUAAGACAAAUACACAUAUUGUCAGACAAACACACGUCUUGUAAAAUAAAUACACAUAUUGUAAGACAAAUACACGCCUUGUAACACAAAUACACGUCUUGUUAAACAAAUACAUUUCUUGUAAGACAAAUACACGUCUUGUAAGACAAAUACAUUACUUGUAAGACAAAUACACGUCUUGUAAGACAAAUAAAUUAUUUGUAAGACAAAUAAACGUCUUGUAAGACAAAUACAUUACUUGUAA